AUGCCAGCCCCUUUGGAAACCUGCCUCUCUGAUCUUGACUGCGCCAGUAGCAACAGCAGCAGUGACCUGUCCAGCUUCCUCACCGACGAGGAGGACUGUGCCAGGCUCCAGCCCCUAGCCUCCACCGUAGGGCUGUCCGUGCCAGCCCGCAGGAGCGCGCCCACCCUCUCCGGGGCAUCGAAUGUUCCCGGUGCCCAGGACGAAGAGCAGGAGCGGCGGCGGAGGCGAGGUCGCGCGCGGGUGCGAUCCGAGGCGCUGCUGCACUCCCUGCGGAGGAGCCGUCGCGUCAAAGCCAACGAUCGCGAACGCAACCGUAUGCACAACCUCAAUGCUGCACUGGACGCGCUGCGCAGCGUGCUGCCCUCGUUCCCCGACGACACCAAGCUCACCAAGAUUGAGACGCUGCGCUUCGCUUACAACUACAUCUGGGCCCUGGCUGAGACACUGCGCCUGGCAGAUCAAGGGCUCCCCGGGGGCGGUGCCCGGGAGCGCCUCCUGCCUCCGCAGUGUGUCCCCUGUCUACCCGGGCCCCCGAGUCCGGCCAGCGACACGGAGUCCUGGGGCUCCGGGGCCGCUGCCUCCCCAUGCGCCACCGUGGCGUCACCACUCUCUGACCCCAGUAGUCCCUCAGCUUCAGAAGACUUCGCCUAUGGCCCCGGUGAUCCCCUUUUCUCCUUUCCUGGCCUGCCCAAAGACCUGCUCCAUACGACGCCCUGUUUCAUCCCGUACCACUAG
Messenger RNA from Arvicanthis niloticus (Nile rat), 735 nucleotides. RefSeq names its product neurogenin 1 (gene Neurog1). The record is from RefSeq and is a predicted model, not a curated record. Gene Ontology annotation, molecular function: protein dimerization activity; DNA-binding transcription factor activity, RNA polymerase II-specific; E-box binding. Gene Ontology annotation, biological process: sensory organ development; axon development; forebrain development. NCBI's taxonomy places the organism in Eukaryota, Metazoa, Chordata, Mammalia, Rodentia, Muridae. Gene Ontology annotation, cellular component: nucleus.